Molecule: messenger RNA, 2970 nt
Organism: Phragmites australis (common reed)
Lineage: Eukaryota; Viridiplantae; Streptophyta; Magnoliopsida; Poales; Poaceae
Exons: 12
Coding region: 902-2593 (563 amino acids)
Biological process (GO): response to heat; protein refolding
Cellular component (GO): cytoplasm
Molecular function (GO): heat shock protein binding; ATP binding
Source: RefSeq, a predicted model, not a curated record
UCAUAAAAAAAAAAAGGAAUGCUUUUGCAUUAGAGAAAACAAGAAGGUGAAAUGUUCAAUCGUCAUCACCUUUGUGUAUUUGGGCUUUGUUUAUAUGUGUGUUCAGAACUUUCUCGCGGUUAUGCCACCAUUUUCUUUCUCUCAGAAAACUGUUUGUAGCAUUAAUGCCAAAAUUGUAGUGUUUCUUGUAAAAAGUGAAAAAAAAACUAAGAUUGCUUUUGGGAGCUUUCGUGAUUUGUUUAUUUUAACCAAAAUUCAUGUUCUAAAUAGACAUGAGAAAAAAGAGCUUAGCCGGGGUUUCGGACAGAUAAACCAUAUUUCGUAAGCAUUUCUCACUGUUUUUUUUUUCUUUUCAAAGCAUGUGCUCGCGUUCCGUAAGCUUUAGGUGCCUCCAAUAAAUUAUAUGUACUUAAGAAAAAAGAAAGCAUAUUUGGUUCUUCCCCAUGAGGUACAAUCAUUUUCUUACUUAGGAUGGACAGAUUAACUCUCAUGAUCAAGGGAAAAUCCUUAUUAUCAAGAAAUUCGUUCCCCUAGAAACUGAUGUCCUUUCGAAAGAGCGUGAUUCUGUAUCUAAGGGUUCUGGCAUCCGAUUAGCGAAUUCAGGAUGCUGCAUUGUUAAAAAAUUCGUCAAAAAUCAUGUAUGCAAUACUCACAAAGUCAAGAAAGAAAAUAAACAAGCAGUGCAUCGGCAUUGUUCAUUGUCCGCUUUGUGCAUCUAAAAAAAAGUUCUACUUGUGUUUUUUAAUCCCGAUAUCCAAAAUAAAAACAAUUUUUUAUAGCUUACUUAGCUUAACUAUAUUCAUGUUCUUUAUAGAAUUUUUAGAGUUUUAUAACGUGUUGGAUUUAUCGUAUUUUCGCCAGUUCCCUGGGCACCAGCCAAUUUCGUGUAGUAGAAGCCGAAAUGUUCCCCACACGGUCGGCGGCGCUGUGGCCACCGUCCCAUUCCAUGUCGGCCACCGCGCUCUUCCUCCCCGCAAACCCGACGCCCAGUCCAGCCUACUCCCUCCGACAUCCGCCGCCGGCUUCCAACUAUGGAGAACUCCACUUCCGUCUCCGCCUCCCCCGCCAUGCCCGUGCUCGAACCCAUCUCCCCGCCGCGUUCGGGAGGGGAUCGCCUGCGGCCGGGAGGAGAGAGAAGGACUACUACGCCACGCUGAACAUCAGCCGCGACGCCACGCUGCAGGAGGUCAAGGCUGCGUACCGGACCCUCGCGCGCAAGUACCAUCCUGAUAUGAACAAGAGCCCUGGAGCAGAAGAAAAAUUUAAGGAGAUCAGUGCUGCAUAUGAGAUUCUAUCGGAUGAAGAUAAAAGAUCUUUGUAUGAUCGCUUUGGAGAAGCAGGGUUCAGUGGUGAUUACAGAGAUGGAGAUAUUAGCGCACAUGGGGCACCAUCUUCUUUUGAGUUAUGCUGGCGAUUGUUGAUUGAUCCAUAUGAACUCUUCAAUGCAUUCUUUGGUGGUUCUGACCAGCUUUUUGGAGAUAGCACGGGGCUCGGGGGAUUUCAUUAUAGUGCCAAAGUCAAGGACAACAGGGGACUUGAUAUCAGCUAUGAUCUUCUCCUUUCUUUUGAAGAAUCAAUCCUUGGAGGCAAACGAGAAAUCAAUAUUUUUCGCCAUGAAACGUGUGGCACUUGCCAUGGGACUGGAGCUAAAUCUAGCAAUGACAUCACAGAAUGCACUCGAUGCAGAGGUCAAGGCAGGUUGAUGAAAACUCAAAGGACACCUUUUGGUAUAGUUUCUCAGAUAUCUUCUUGCUUAAAUUGUGAUGGCAGAGGGAAGGUGAUUACUGAACAUUGCACAAGAUGUAAUGGUUCAGGCAAUGUCCAAGUUGAACGCAAUAUCAAAGUAGACAUACCUGGAGGUAUUGAUGAUGGCUCCGCCAUUCGAGUUAGUGGAGGAGGUAGUGUUGAUAAGCAAAGGGGUGCAAGUGGUGACCUGUACAUAUUUGUUCGCGUUCAUGAGAAACAAGGCAUCCGCAGAGAUGGUCUCCAUUUGUACUCAGAUGUCACAAUUGAAUAUACUGAUGCAAUUUUAGGAACUACAGUGAAGGUUGAAACAAUAGAAGGAUUCAAGGAUCUUCAUAUUCCUCCUGGCACUCAGCCUGGAGAGAACUUGAAAUUUUGUCAACUGGGAGUUCCUGACAUUAAGAAGCCUAAUGUCAGAGGCGAUCACAACUUUGUGAUAACAGUGAAGAUCCCGGAGAGUAUCAGUGACCGGGAACGUUCACUAGUUGAAGAGCUUGCCGCACUAAAGGAAGCUCAAAAUAUUUCAGUUCCAGAAACUACAAACAUAGGAAAUUUUCAGAAGAGAAACCCUCAUCCGUCCACAAGGAGGAAAGGAUCAUUCUGGGGAUCUAUCUGGAAUUAUUUCAGGAAUGAUGAAGGGGAUCAGAGAUUUGCUUCGAUCACUGUACAACCUGUUAUUCCACGUUGGACUUCUCACCGAGGAACUCAUCCUGCUGCUCCCUCGUUGUUAAAAGGAUUCCUCAUCCUCACAGCUUUCUUGUUUGUGAUAAGCAGAAUCAGUAAACUCAGGUUGUUUCGGAAGCGCCAUGACCGUCCAACUCAAGCUAAUGUAGCCGCAGAGGCAGAGUGAACUUGUUUCAACAUUUAGCGUUAGCGUGACAUAUUGGUGCGUAUUUUUGCGGAACAAAGCUCUUUGUGCUGGGAAAAAGUGCUGUUCGUAGUGGAUGCUCUCCCGGCAUAACUGCAUAAGCAUAACAGUAUGUUCGACAGUGACAGAGAAAGGUAGAACACUAGUACACUACUGGUACGUGUGGAAGAAACUAGCAGCAGUUUUGAAGAAAGCGAGAGGAAAGACAUGGAGGAACAUGGCCGUGGGUAAGACCGCCAAGUUCUUCUGAUAUCUACUGUAUUCCUUGUUGUGUACAUACAUUUGUGUAAUCUUCAACUUCAAGGCUCUUUUUGUGUGUAAAACAUGUUAUGGUCAGCCUGCCUGAUUUAUUCUGUAAA